Molecule: messenger RNA, 1013 nt
Organism: Cloeon dipterum
Lineage: Eukaryota; Metazoa; Arthropoda; Insecta; Ephemeroptera; Baetidae
Gene: Dysb
Product: Dysbindin
Exons: 6
Coding region: 153-953 (266 amino acids)
Biological process (GO): negative regulation of protein kinase activity
Cellular component (GO): cytoplasm
Source: RefSeq, a predicted model, not a curated record
UGCUGUUAUUCUAAACAAAAAUACAAAUGGUAGCACCUUAAGCGAAAGUUAAAACUAGAAUAAGAUGACAACGGCUUAAUGUGCCUUUCCGCAGAAGCUAGUGAUUAUUGUAGAGAAUUUCAUCUCUUUAGCUGCAGCUAUUUUAAUACAAAAUGUUCGGGAGCUUGAGAGAUAAACUACAAAAUGUGCAGGAAGGUAUUUCUGCAAGCUUUCGAAUUCUAUCCGUGAGUGAUUCAUCUCCUCGAAAACCAAAGUCGCCGUCUACCCAAAAGGUCAAUUUUAAUGCUGGUGCUGAACUCUUGGACAAAUACCAAACAGACUGGAAAGAGAUUCAUGACGCAGCAGAAGAUAAUGCCAGAAAAGCAGACCUGGUGGAUCAAAUGAUCGACUCGCUGCACCAAAAUGUCAAAAAGCAGUGGACUGACAUUGGCAAUCUGAGUUCUUCUGUAAAUGAGGUUCCUCAUCUCAUUUAUAAGGUUCAAGAGCUCAUUGAGGAAAUUAAUACUCUUAAGAAUACAUGUGAAGAGGUGCAGCAUUCCCUGUUGGAGUUGGAAGAUUUGGUGGAGACUCAGGUCUUGCGUGAAGAGCAACUUGAUCACAGAUUCCAGCUUGCCAUGUACAAAGAGAAAAAACUUGCCGAAUUUGAAGAAUUUAGAAAAAAUUUAGAGAAAGAGCACAGCGAAAAGCUGAGGAAAUACGAGGAACACCAAACGAGCAUACUUCAUGAGCGACAAGAAGCAUUUGGCAAAGUUUUCUCUGAGGAAAUGGACGAGUUUAAAAAAUCUGGCCACAUUCCUAAACUAGAAAUUCGCGGGCAUUUUGAUAAAGAAAUUUCGCUGGAAGAAGUGGACCUUGAAGCCGACAAGUCUGCCCUUGACGAGUUCCUCCAAGAUGUUGACAAUGAUAGUGAUAGCAACAUUGACUUCCAGAUCGAGGCAGACUCAACCAAAUAGCUUUUAAAAUUCUCUUGUCUUUUCAUUGUUAAAAACAAUAUAUUUUAUUCAAAAGCCUAA